GGAAAUGGCCAAGGGAACCCUGAAAAACUUGCUGUCAAUAACAUUGACACCGGCGUAUUGAUCAAUGAAUUGGCGGAUAUUGAACUUUUGCCGAAGAAGCUCGAAUCCUUGAGUGACGGGGAGAAAGAAGACUUCGAGCAGAACCCCGAGAACCUACAUUGGAAAGCCUAUGAACAAGGGCCGUCUCCAAUUGAGGAAGGAACAUAUCGGGGGACUCAACUGGCGCUUACAAAGAUCUAUGAUCUUAUAGAACAGCGCUUUAUAUCCUUCAUGGAUACAGCCAAUUUCGAACCUUUAGUUCCGUCGCCUCUGACCAGGGACGAGAAAGGCAAGUUCUUCGCCUUCACAGAUGGCAAAGACGGUUACCCGCCCCAUCUCAACCUUGCUGGCAAUGUACCAGCAGCAGAGAAGGAUAAAAUCAACCAGAGAUCAACACUUCAGCCAACUUCUCUUUUUAAUAAGAUGCGCCUGCUUCAGUUAGCCUCGCUCUUACCUAGCGUCGUGCCAAAUAAAUUCAUAAGAGCAGCUGCUGAUAGAACUGCAUGGGUUUGGUUUGGGUCUCUGGGCAGACCCGAUGCGGGGAAGAAGCUCGAAGAUGUGGAAAAGUAUAACAGGAAGGCUCGUGGGUCAUGUCAUAACGAUAUAUUCGAUUUUCCCAACGUGGGCGAUUUGACAGAUUGGUACAGCGAUGCCCGGUUUGCCCAGCAGCAGUUUACAGGGACGAAUCCUACAACGAUCGAACUGGCUUCAGAAGGCUGGCUACAGCACUUUAUCCAAGCCGCAGACGCACCAGAGGAUGAAGCGGUUAAGAAGACCAUCGCCGAUCUCAGUAAAAGCUGUCGAAAGUCUUUGUACAUGCAAGAUUACAGCUACUUUCGCGAGGCUGCUGGGCUGGAUCCGACCGCGGUAAUCAAAUGUGAGUUUGACGAAGCAGAUGAGAAGGGCAAGAGCAGAAAAAGCUAUCGGUAUGGUUGCGCAUCUGUGUGUCUUUUUUAUCUCGAUGAUAAAGGCCAGCUUUACCCGCUAGCUAUUGUUAUCGACUGGCGGGGCAGUGCCGAGACAUCUGUGACAAUCUACAACCGGGAAUUGAUCAAGCGGAAGGAUCUCCGCCCAGGAAGCGAAAAGCAGGACCAAAAACAGAAGAUAACAGACGAGGCUCAUGACUGGGCUUGGAGAUAUGCCAAGACCUGCGUGCAAUGUAGCGACUGGCUUCGGCAUGAAGUCACCGUGCACCUUACUAAUACUCAUUUAAUUGAAGAAGCCAUCAUUGUCGCCUCUCACCGGCAACUCGACCCGGACCACCCUGUUUUGAAGUUGCUCUAUCCGCACUGGCAGAAGACCUUGGCACUGAAUGCGGCUGCCCGAAACACGCUGGUUCCCCAUAUCAUUGUUGAACUAGUCGGGCUUCAGGCAAACGAAGCCUAUGCGUUUAUCCGGCACGCGUACAAGAACUUUGACUUCAAGAAACGCUACGUACCCACAGAUCUCAGCGAACGUGGGUUCCCUCCAGAGCAACUCGACAGUCCGAAGUUUCAUAACUACGCCUACGCUAGAUGCAUUCACAGCAUGUGGCAUAAGAUCAGGAACUACGUACAAGACAUGCUUGCUCUAGACUACCCAGGACCUGAUGCCGACCACAAAGUACUGUAUGACGAACGCAUUCAGGCCUGGUCUGCAGAGAUGCGGAGCUCCGAUGGUGCCGAUUUGCCAUAUUUCCCGACCAUCAGCACGUUUAAGGAGCUUCUUGACUGCGUGACCAUGUGUAUUCACAUCGCAUCCCCCCAGCAUACGGCUGUCAAUUAUCUACAAAACUACUACCAGGCAUUUGUGGUCAACAAACCUCCCUGCCUUUACGCUGAGCCUCCAGCCUCCCGACAGGGUCUGCUCGCCUACACCGAGAAACAGCUCAUCGAGGCGCUGCCUAUGAAUCACACUCGGGACUGGCUUCUUGCUUCGCAUAUACCCUACCUACUCAGCUUUAAGCCGGGUAAUAAAGAAAGCCUGAUUAUCUACGCUGCUUCAAAGUUUCAUCUGUAUUACAAUAAGACCUCAGAGAAGGACCAGGCCAUCGCAAAAGCGACCGGAAAAUUCUACACAGCGCUUGCUGAUAGCGAAGAAGAAUUCAAAGGUUACGGACAAGCGACGGAUGAUUGGGGAACAGUACGGUACGAGGUGUUGAGCCCGGAGUGGACUGCAGUGUCAAUUUUGAUUUAG
This is a messenger RNA of Penicillium maclennaniae, 2214 nucleotides long. Its product is annotated as putative lipoxygenase. Gene Ontology annotation, molecular function: metal ion binding; oxidoreductase activity, acting on single donors with incorporation of molecular oxygen, incorporation of two atoms of oxygen. The annotation marks the transcript as partial. NCBI's taxonomy places the organism in Eukaryota, Fungi, Ascomycota, Eurotiomycetes, Eurotiales, Aspergillaceae. The transcript is spliced from 3 exons. The record is from RefSeq and is a predicted model, not a curated record. Gene Ontology annotation, biological process: lipid oxidation.